GGUGAUGAAUGUAUAAUGACAGCCCUAUGUUUUCUGUCUUUCAGCCAUCCAGCAGUGGGAGAGCUGCUGAUCAGUUGGCCAGGGAAAGUGGCGUCGUACCCGGGUUCGUAGGAGUUGGUGUCUCUUCCUCCAGUUAUCCAGGAUAUGUACCUGCAGUACAGGGGGCCGAGGAGAUAGACAAUCAGGUUGAUGCAGACUUCCGCAUGAUUCUACAGAAGCUGUCCAAGAGAGAUGCGGUCACUAAAUUGAAGGCAUUACAAGAGUUUGGAGCAGUGUGUCAAGAGCGACAGUUUGAUGUUGUAAAUGGUGUCCUCCCAUAGUGGCCUGUGAUAUACUGCCGAAUAUCAAUGGACCACGAUUGCCGUGUGUGAUAGGCCACACAGCAGGGCUUUGAGCAGCUGGUUUUAAAAGUGAAGAGGAGUCUGGCCCCCUACCUGAAGGCCAUCAUGGGUCACUGGCUCAUCUCUCAGUGUGACACACUGUACUCUCCUGCUGCCUCGGCUGCCAGCACUGCUUUCCAGGCCGCAUUUCCCCUGAAUAAACAUUCAGAGGCAAUCAGCUUCUGUAAAGAUGAAGUCCUGGAUAUUCUCCAAGACAAUUUGCUGAAAGAAACAGCUGACACUCUCAGUGACCAGCAGUAAAUUCCGGAAGUACAGCAAACACAAGACCCCACAGGGUUUGGGAUUCGAGGGGCAUUCUUUGAGCUGAUUGCCACCAUGUGUGCGCGCACACCCCAGCUGAUCCAGGCAGAAGGCCCGAGCGUGUGCUGCUGUCUAUUGAUGACGUGUUCUGCUGUGCUGCCUCUUCUGUGGGAUGCGGUUCUCCAUAUUCUGUACUCUGUUGAUAACUGCUGGACACAUGUCAGUGCCAGGAAAGGUGUGAUGCUGAAGCUCUGGGUGCUUCUUAAAGAAGGAGGUCGAGGUCUUGCAACAUCUCUGCAUCCAAACCUGCUCUCGUUUAUAAGCAAACUGCCAGCAGAGGUCACACAGCCCAACCUGGACUUCUCCAGGACAUUCCUCACAUCAGUCAUACAGGGGAUGUCGAGUGAUCGUGCCACGUCCAGUCCCUCAGAGAGUGCAGCCAUUAUUUUUGCCACAUUGGAGUGCCUUCGGUUUAUCAUCCUACAGAAUGCUGGAGAUGAGCAGGAGCAGAGAAACAUCCAGAACAUGCUGAUCUCAGAACAGCUCCUGCCGUUGAUUGACAGGGCUCUGAGAAACCCAUCGCUGCAGAUGGGUCCUCUGUUCCCUCAGGUCUCAGAUAUGCUGCUCUCCUGGGAAAAGCAGGUGGCUGGGAAAAAGACUCCCACCUUUCAAAGACUGCUAUUUGCUUCACGGACAAGGAAGAAAAGAGGCCAAGGAGAGGAACCUCCCAGGGAAACUCCAGCGGUGGAGGAGCAGCGCUGUCCCUUGAGAAAUACACACCUGCUGGAUUUAGUGUGCCAGCUGGCGAGGCUCAACAUGGUGUACAUGAGCGAACGUGAGUCGGAAAGGCUGCGCUUUUUGUCUCCGCAGCUCGUGGCAUUCCCAAGUCCUCAGGUAUUCCAGGUGCUGCUGAGGCCUGUGCAGAUCCUGUCUUGUCCGUUUGGGGGUGUGUGUUGGCUGGCUGAGGGGUCCAGUGUUAGGGGAGAGGUUGAGCCUCUCAUUGGCAAGGCCUAUGAGAUCAUUGACCAGCUUCACGCCACCCUGUCAGAAGCAAAGGGCAUGCCAGACGCUGGGAACAUGGAGCCGAUGGUCACUUUCAUCUCUGAUAUGGCUGCCACCUUCUUUUCUCCGGUUAAGGGCUGCCUGCUGCUGGCGUCUGCCGAUGAUGUUUUCCAGCUUUGUGCACAGGACCAAAUCUUCACUCACCUCUCAGAUGCUCUUCUUCUGAAGCUACAGCAAACCUACACUGCUGGCAUUCAGUCAUUGAUCACUCACCUGGGUGCAGGGGUCACAAAGGGCACCCUCCUCCACAAUAUUGGACUCUGGGUUAAAAGUCAGCUGCUCACCAUACCACAGAUGGUCAAAAGGUCUCAAAAGAACACAUCUAUUGGUCUUGUCCUGGUGCAUGCUGUGGAAAGUCUGGCUCAGACCAUCGCCUCAGCCCAGAACACCAGCUGUCUCCUGUCUCAGUUUAUCUGCUGUCUUCUACUGAGGAGGAAUGGAGUUGCAUUAGAUGGGCCCUGCCUCCUCAGGCAGUCACAAACGACAUUCACACAGGCCAAACAGGCCAGCAAAAGACUUUUGGAGGAACCACUGGGGUUUAAUAUUUUGUCAAAAUGGAAUAAAGAAGGUGUGCGCUGCUGUCUGGCCGUGCUGCUCUGCUGUCUACAGGCCGACACGGCUGUGGAGGAUGAGAUCUCGUUGGCUGUCGUAGCCAUGAUUGCUGAAUGGAGGAACAGUAGAGAGCAGUGGUUCCUCUUCAACAGUGACCUCGGAAAAGUGUCUAGCGCAGGGCUCUUAUUGGCAGUAGAAGUGAUGCGUUUCUUGUGCUGGAUGGUGGAUCAUUCUCCUACAGUCUUGGGAAACACUCAUUGGGAUCUCCUGCUCUGCUCAAUGCUGGCAUGGAUUGAGACUGCCAGUGAGAACAGCAGCAUGUUCUGGAAUCCAUGGGUGCAGCUGUUUGUGUGUGCGAACUGUGAGCCGAUCGUAAGGCUGAUGGACUUUACAGAGCCAGAUGACCCUUUGUUCCCCCUGCCGGCCUUGAGGGCAGUGGGGGAGGCUCUUACCUACAUCCCUGUGGAGCUGCCCACACAGAAUAAACUCCCUCCCCGGUUUGUGGCCGACCAGAGGAGCAGUCUGCCAGAGCCCCUCCAGACCCUGCUGAAUACCCUCUCACCCCUGCUGCUCUUCAAAGCCCGGCUGUUACAGCUCGCAGUCUACCACAUCCUACACAAGGUGAUGCCUUUGUUGCCAGAGAGUGCCAGCGCUAAAUCUGAUGACGAAGAUGGAGAAGAACCAUGCUUGUCUCCUCCAGCAGCACUGAUGAGCAUUCUUUCAGCCACAGAAAAGCUCUUGGAGAAUAUUCUAGGUUGCGUGCAAGUGGUUGAGUUUGCAGUGGUGCAGCCCCUCAGUAUGGAGCACUGCUUCAUCCUGGGAUAUCUUCUGGCCUGGAAACUCCUCUUAACCUUCUUCAAGGCUUCAUCAUCUCAUCUGCGAGCUCAGUACUCUUUGCACUUGAAAAAGACUCGUUCUCUUCAUCAACUCCUGCUUCACCUGUUCCGCCUGAUGCCAGAGAACCCAUCAGUGCCUGGACAACCAGCAGAACCCUCGGGCAAAGAACCCAAAACCUUCUUCACUGAGAGUUUGUCUCUCGCCCCCCAGAAAAGUGAUGGUCUGCAGUUUGAGGUUCCCCAUCUGGCCUGCUCGGUGUACUAUGGUGCGUUGAAGGACUUGCCUGCAAUGGUGCGUCUGUGGUGGAACAGCCAAGAGAAACGUGUCUUCAGCACGGUGGAUAAAUUCACCAGCAAGUAUGUCAGCGGCAUUUUGUCUGCCCAGGAGAUCGCAUCAGUCCACACCCAGACUUUUGAGAACAUGACGGUGAGCUGUGGUGGAAAUUCAAAGUGCUCUGUGCUUAAGCGGUUUAAUGAAUUGUAAUGGGAUGUGUUUUUUGCCACGCGGCAGGUGAUUGCCACUUACUCUGUCGACGAUAUCUUCAUAGAGCUGGUGAUUCAGCUGCCUCAGAAUUAUCCGCUCGGCUCAAUCUCGGUGGAGAGUGGGCGGAGAGUGGGCGUGGCUGUUCAGCAGUGGCGCAAUUGGAUGCUUCAGCUAAGCACGUACCUCACACACCAGAAUGGCAGUAUUCUGGAAGGUCUGUCGCAGUGGAAGAACAAUGUUGACAAGCGUUUUGAGGGGGUGGAGGACUGUAUGAACUACUUCUCUGUCAUUCACGGAUCCAAUUACUCGCUGCCAAAGAAAGCCUGCCGUACCUGCAAAAAGAAGUUCCACUCCGCCUGUCUGUAUAAAUGGUUCACAUCUAGCAACAAAUCCACAUGUCCUCUGUGCCGAGAGACCUUCUUCUAAGCUCUGUCUCCAUGGACACAAAUAAUAGCAAAAUGACGUCCUCGGCAAACAGCUGACUCGGAAAGAAAUGUUCUGUUCGUUUUUUUUUUACAUGCGAUUUUUGCAGUGCUGCAAACUACCGUUGCCUUUUAGUUUUUGACUCUGAAGAUGCACCCAACAACACCCGUCACAAACAACGAAAUGAACAAACAGUAGGAAUUCCAGAAAACAAGUACCCAGGCUAGAUUAAAGACUGCUUGACAGGACAAUGAAGGCUGAACAAGCCUACGCAUUCAUGGCCUUAAAGGAAUAGUUCACCAGAGAUCAACAUUUUGCCAUUAUUUUGCAC
Carassius carassius (crucian carp) is the source of this 4329-nucleotide messenger RNA. RefSeq names its product listerin E3 ubiquitin protein ligase 1 (gene ltn1). Gene Ontology annotation, molecular function: zinc ion binding; ubiquitin protein ligase activity; ribosomal large subunit binding. NCBI's taxonomy places the organism in Eukaryota, Metazoa, Chordata, Actinopteri, Cypriniformes, Cyprinidae. Gene Ontology annotation, cellular component: cytosol; RQC complex. The record is from RefSeq and is a predicted model, not a curated record. Gene Ontology annotation, biological process: ribosome-associated ubiquitin-dependent protein catabolic process; rescue of stalled cytosolic ribosome.